Molecule: messenger RNA, 4206 nt
Organism: Epinephelus lanceolatus (giant grouper)
Lineage: Eukaryota; Metazoa; Chordata; Actinopteri; Perciformes; Serranidae
Gene: slc2a8
Product: solute carrier family 2 member 8
Biological process (GO): D-glucose transmembrane transport
Cellular component (GO): membrane
Molecular function (GO): D-glucose transmembrane transporter activity
Source: RefSeq, a predicted model, not a curated record
AAUCAGCUGACCCAAAUGUUGACAAAGCAAGUUGGCCGCCGGUGGAGGAAGCAGAAACCUUCGCUGGCAGUUUCGGCGAUGAUUUCUCCUGAGCUGUGAUCCAUGUGAAGGGAGGAGAAGCCACCUGGAAACAUUACUGCUGUCAGUAUGGACAUCCAGAACGAGAGGAGAAGGCUGCUGGAUGCGGAGGAAGGAGAUGAGGAUCCGACUGGACUCCUGUCCGAGCAGGAUGCUUACCUGAGUAAAGUGAAAAAUGGGAAGUUGUACCUGGCGACGUUUGCAUCUGUUCUGGGUCCCAUGAGCUUCGGCUUCGUGCUGGGGUACAGCUCUCCGGCCAUCCCCGAACUCACCAGGAUCGCUAACCCUAAUCUGCAGCUGGACAGUGAACAGGCCUCGUGGUUUGGGUCCAUAGUGACGAUAGGAGCAGCACUCGGCGGCCUGUUGGGCGGUUGGAUGGUGGAGAAGAUCGGCAGGAAGCUGAGUCUGAUGUUCUGCUCGCUGCCGUUCGUCUUCGGCUUCACCAUCAUCAUCGCAGCGCAGAACAGGUGGAUGCUUUACAUCGGCAGAGUGCUCACCGGCAUCGCCAGUGGGGUCACGUCACUGGUCGUCCCGCUGUAUAUCUCCGAGAUGGCACACGAGCGGGUCCGCGGGAUGUUAGGCUCUUGUGUGCAACUCAUGGUGGUGCUAGGCAUCAUGGGAGUCUAUCUCGCAGGUCUCUACAUGGACUGGCGCUGGCUGGCGAUCUGCAGCUCCAUCCCGCCCACGCUGCUGAUGGUCUGCAUGUGCUUCAUGCCAGAGACGCCCAGGUACCUGCUGUCCCAGGGCAAGAGGCGGGAGGCUGAGGAGGCGCUACGCUUCCUGCGAGGGCCGGACGCCCCCGUCGAGUGGGAGUGCGCCCGAAUCGAGGACGCCUGUGAGGAGCAGGGCUCCAGUUUCCAGAUGUCCGACCUGAAGGACCCCGGUAUCUACAAGCCUCUGGUGAUCGGCAUCAUGCUAAUGAUCUUUCAGCAGAUGACAGGGAUCAAUGCCAUCAUGUUCUAUGCUGAGAACAUAUUUGAACAGGCACAUUUUAAGGAGAGUGACCUGGCUUCAGUGAUCGUGGGUCUGAUUCAGGUCGUCUUUACGGGAGUGGCAGCGCUGAUCAUGGACAAAGCUGGGAGAAAAGUUCUUCUCAUCAUCUCAGGUGUUGCCAUGGCGAUCAGCACCACAGCAUUCGGGGUUUAUUUCUACCUGAUGACCAAAGUUCACAGCACCACCUCGCUGAGCCUGUUGGUGCUGGACCCCCAGAGCACGGCUGGAGAAGAACCCCACGCUGACCUGGCCUGGCUGGCUCUGGCCAGCAUGGCCGUCUUCAUCACAGGUUUUGCUCUGGGCUGGGGUCCGAUCCCAUGGCUGGUCAUGUCGGAGAUUUUCCCCUCUAAAGCAAGGGGGGUCGCCAGCGCUGUGUGCGUCCUCACCAACUGGACCAUGGCGUUCAUCGUCACCAAAAACUUCAAGGACAUGAUGGUUCUUCUAACCAGCGCUGGAACCUUCUGGCUCUUCGCCUGUAUGUGCAUCGCCAAUGUCAUAUUCACCAUCGCCUUCAUCCCAGAAACAAAGGGGAAGACACUGGAGCAGAUCGAAGCCACUUUCAGAGGGACAUCAGGUCCGUGAGGCCCCCUGCCCCCACCUGCCAAACACAUCACACAUUUCAGAAACUGUAAAGUCUCUGACCUCUUAUCUCUGAACUGACUGGUGCUCGAGACACUGUGUGGGCAUUUUAUAAAUCCUAAUUAAGCCUAUUAAGCUAUGAAGCUGAUUGGCACUUCUUUGAAUCAUUUGUUUUUAUGACAGUUAACAGUUAAACUAAAGCAGCACAGCAGCACUGUGACAAAUCCGCUCCUCAGGAGGGCUCAGUUUGUGUUCAAGCUGUUUGACAGAGGUGUUGAUUCAACAGUGAGGGUGUAGUUCAUGGUGCUGUGGAACUGUACUGCUUUUUAAUGAGACGUGUUUCUAUUAUUUUGUUCAUCCCAGUGAGGUCAGACUGAACUGGGAGCUGGGUAAGAAUCAUCUGUUUCUGUAGGAAGUUUAACCUAAACUGUUCAACAUUACAGAGUGUGACAGUCAGGACAUUACAUACAGUUUUCAUCAGGUCAAAUCCUUUAAAUAUGAAGUUGUGCUGAGCAGAUUCGGCUUAGUGUCUCGCUCACUAACACUUGGACACUUGGUAAAAACAUAGCUAAGUACAUUUACUCAAGUACUGUACUUAUGUACAAAUUCAGAGUACUUGAGUCUGCUCUUUUCUUGCCAUUUUAAACUUCUACUCCUAUACAUACCUGGCAGACGUAUCAUUCUUUUUACUGAACUACAUUUAUCUGAAAGCGUCAGUUACUUUACACAUGAGGAUUUUUGCACAAAAAGCAUAAGAAAAGUUUAUAAAAUAUCAUCUCUUGUUAUAGAUUAAACUACUCAGCAGUUAAUACAUGUACAGCUGAAACAAUUACAAUCAAUCAGCCAAUUGACAGAAAAUGAAUUGGCAACUUUUUGACAAACAUUUAAGUUGUUUUAUAACGUUUUUUAAUGAGUUUUUUGGGUGGUUUAUUUUAAGAUUUUUCUGGAUUGGGUACCUUUACUUUUAAUACUUGAUUAUUGUUACUGACUUUUCCUUUAAGUUACAUUUUCAAUGCACAGCUUCAACUUGUAACAGAAUAUUUUUACGAUGUGGUAUGAGUACUUUUACUUAAGGAAAGGAUUUGAAAGCUUCCUCCACCACUGUGAAAUAAAAUAAAAUAAGAUUUAACUCAGGGGUGAAUUUACAAAAGGACUGCGCUGGUUUUGCAGCUGAUAAACCUGCAUAAACGACAUACAGACACCAUGUAAUUCUCAAUGCACCCUGAACUGCACUGCCAAAUAGCAACUAGUGCUUGAGAUUUAAAUGAGUUAAUAUUUGGCGCGAAAUUGUCCUAUUUCUAUGUGAAGGAGCCUCAGUGCAAGAACAGUCCACUUGUGGUAGUUUCACUGAUAUUUCUUAUCCCGUGCGAAUUGGCCAUUAAUAUUACCGACGUCCUGUGGUAAAGUGACAUUACCCCACGUGCCCAUGUAAAACUAAUCCUGUCCGAAUAGUGCUUACGUCUAUAUUACGCCUUCUCUAUGGACCUAAUGAUGCAGAAGGUUAGGGUCAUUUUGAACCCCGGAAGUGGAACUUUUUUGGCUUAGUGUGCCAGUUCUCGUUAUACAUCUGUGAUAUAACCAAUGUUACAGAAAGGUAAAAAACUGGGUUUAUAUAAUUGGCGUUAAAGGUAUACUUCAUCCCAGAUCUUUCAUUUGAGUAUCAAGGACUUCUGUCAAAGAGAGAGGAUGCUGUGUAAAAUAAAUAGAUAUCAAAGGCGUCAAGUUUUUGUUGUGGAAAUAAAAAAAGUCCAACAUAAUCUACUUUUCCACUCUUCAUCCAUGUUCCACUUUUACUAAUAAUGAUUAAAAUCUGUCUUAAUCCUCACACGUCACCCUUUUAGCAUUUUAAACUCUACACUGAGAAUAUAUUUGGUCAAAAAGAUGGAAUUUUCUCCGGAUUAUUUAGACUUUUUUCACAUUAUUUUCCAUUUGACAAAAGCUGGUACAAUGUAUAAGCAGAGUGUAGGAAAUACAGAGACUUUCUGGAACAAUGCUGGUGUUCACUUAUUGUCACAAUGAUUUUCUUCCUUUAGUUGGUAUGAAUAAUGUCUGGUGUUUUUGAUUUUUAAACUCUGAACAAAGAUUUUUGCAGAAACUUUAUUGUACAGAUGUUUUGUGUUGUUUUUGGGAGGGGGAAGUGAAUGCAUCAUGAAGUGACUGGGGUUUACACUGACUAACUGUGCUGACUGUUAACGUUACUGUCAAUGAAGUGAGAUUAAACAGAGUCUGUGACGCAAAACUUUUAAAAGCAUAUAUUAACAACAGAAUGAAAAACCGCCAACUGUAAACUCUCUUAAAGAAAAAAUAUGGGAGUGUUUUUAUAACUUUUAUUCUGGGAGAGGAAAUGUUUUAAAUAAAUCUGACUUGUACACAGUUGAGACAGACAUAACUGUCUGUUUUUGGUGUUUGCUCUGAGUUCAGUCUGAACACCAUCCAAUGAAACUCUUUGUCCCAGUUUCCCCAUGAUGAAUUUGAUGUUUGUGUUCAUUAUCCGUGUAUGAAACUGAACUGUGUCAUGAACUGUGUCUGUGAAUAAAAUCACUGUGUUGUUUUGAA